Messenger RNA from Leptosomus discolor (cuckoo roller), 2193 nucleotides. Lineage: Eukaryota; Metazoa; Chordata; Aves; Leptosomiformes; Leptosomidae. The record is from RefSeq and is a predicted model, not a curated record.
AUGGCUGCUUUCAUGCUGUGCCACCACACCAGGGACCUGUGCCUGGGCUGGAGAUGAUCACUGAGCAAAGCUAGGACUGGAAGGGAUAUGCGUGUGGUUAGGGCACACUGCUUUACCACACAGAGGCGAAUGCACUGGCUUGGCCGAAGGAAGUUGAAGCGUAUUGCGAUGCCCACGUAUCACAAGUCAGAAAAAAUUCCUGCUACAGGAGAGUAUUUAGAGAAGACAAUCCGCUCAGCCGUGGAGCAGCAUCUCUUUGAUGUUCAUGGCUCAGGCGGCCAGAGUUCAGAGGACUCUGAAUCGGGAACAUCUUCAGCCUCUUCUAAUGUGUCUGCCAGGCAGAGGAGGCGACAUGACAAAGAGCAGGAGGAAGCCCGGAGAAACAGAGACAUGGAAGUCAUCAACAAAGAAAACAUUCCGUCUGGAUUCAGCAAUCUUGAAGACUGUAUUCUAGCUGCUCAAGAAGUAGAAAAAUUGCAAGACAACAGCUCUGGAUAUCUUAGUGAAAGGAAUAAACCAAAACGGCAGAAGUCUAGCACCAGGCUUUCAGAGCUUAAAGACAACCAGGACAGUCCUGUGAGUAUGGAAAGCUUUAGCUCAUCCAGGCCUAUAGACAGAACAGGACCUGAUGACAUGGAAAUUUUAUCUGAAGAAAGCAAAGAAAGUGAAAACGAUGAGGUUUUUUUCAGAGACGCUCAGCUGCCUUCAAGUAUGAAGAUUCAAGAGCAUCCAAGCAUUCCCGAAAACAAGUUGCAAAGAAAUCAAGAUGCUGAUGAUCAGGAAAACAGCUUUGUGUCAGAAGUGCCUCGGCUGGAUUUGACAGCGCUGUGUGAUGACAACUGGGAAGAGCCCAUCCCUGCUCUUUCCUCAUGGCAGCGAGACGGCUUAGACUCAGAUGAGGCUCGCCUUUCCCCGCAGGCCGGUCGCUUAAUUCGCCAGCUUCUGGAUGAGGAUAGCGAUCCUAUGCUGUCCCCUCGCUUCUACGCCUAUGGACAGAGCCAACAGUACCUGGAUGAUACAGAAGUGCCUCCUUCCCCUCCCAAUUCUCAUUCCUUCAUGAGGAGGCGGAGUUCAUCUUUGGGAUCUUAUGAAGAUGAUAGAGAGGACCUUACGCCUGCACAACUCACCCGGAGAAUUCAGGGACUGAAGAAAAAGAUCAGGAGAUUUGAGGACAAAUUUGAAGAGGAGAGGAAAUACAGACCUUCCCACAGCGACAAAGCAGCCAAUCCUGAAGUGCUCAAAUGGACAAAUGAUUUGGCCAAAUUCCGAAAGCAACUUAAAGAGUCAAAACUGAAGAUAUCGGAGGAAGACCUUGGCCCUGUUGUGCGUCAGCGGAGCAACACGCUCCCCAAGAGCUUUGGCUCUCAGCUCGAAAAGGAUGAUGAGAAGAAGCAAGACCUGUCAGAUAAAUCUGCCAAGCCUGCUGUGGAAGCAACCCUUGAUUCUAUCCAGAAGAAGCUUCAAGAAAAACGAACAGAGACAAACCGACCUGAAGAUAUUAAGGACAUGACAAGAGAUCAGAUAGCAGCUGAAAAAGUGGCUCUUCAAAAAGCUUUGCUGUAUUAUGAAAGCAUUCAUGGCAGACCGGUUACCAAAAAUGAACGACAGGUGAUGAAGCCAUUAUAUGACAGGUAUCGCUUGGUCAAGCAGAUCCUCUCCAGAGCCAACACCAUCCCUAUCAUUGGUUCCCCCUCCAGCAAGCGGAGAAGCCCUUUGCUGCAGCCAAUUAUCGAGGGCGAAACAGCUUCCUUCUUCAAGGAGAUAAAGGAGGAAGAGGAGGGGUCCGAGGAGGACAGCAAUGUGAAGCCAGAUUUCACAAUUACCAUGAAAACAGAUUUCAACGUGCGUAGCUUCUUGGAUCAACUAGAAGAUGAUGCUGACGGCUUUGUUUCUCCGGUGGAUGAUAAGAUGCCAUCUAGGAGCAGUCAGGAUAUGGGGCUUUCAAAUCUCCAUGAAGCAUCCAUCCCUGAACUCCUAGAGCAGCUCCAAGAAGUCAGGGAAGAGAAAAAGCGAAUCAGAAAAAAAUUGAGAGACUUUGAAGAUAAUUUUUUCCGACAAAAUGGAAGGAACGUGCAGAAAGAAGACCGCACUCCUAUGGCUGAAGAAUACAAUGAGUACAAGCAGAUGAAGGCCAAGCUGAGGCUGCUGGAGGUCCUGAUCAGUAAAAGAGAUAUUAGCUCCAAGAUCAUGUAA